Ochlerotatus camptorhynchus is the source of this 1257-nucleotide messenger RNA. RefSeq lists its product as uncharacterized. The coding region runs from base 1 to 1257 and encodes 418 amino acids. The record is from RefSeq and is a predicted model, not a curated record. The transcript has a single exon. NCBI's taxonomy places the organism in Eukaryota, Metazoa, Arthropoda, Insecta, Diptera, Culicidae.
AUGCUAGCUGGUCUCAACUGUACUGUUGGUUACCUCGAUGACAUAUUGGUCGGGGGCCGUAAUGAAGAAGAGCAUCAGCACAAUCUGCAGCUAACACUCGCGCGGACCAAGGAGUAUGGGUUCACCGUACGCAUCGAAAAGUGUAGCUUCGGCAUGCAGCAGGUCAAGUAUCUGGGACAAAUCCUGGAUGGCAACGGAAUCAGGCCGGAUCCCGAGAAAAUUGCUUCGAUCGUCAGCAUGCCUCCACCACACGAUGUUUCGACGCUUCGCUCCUACUUGGGUGCCGUAAACUAUUACGGCAAAUACGUCAAAGAGAUGCGCACUCUACGACAUCCAAUGGAUCAGCUGCUGAAAGCUGGAGUAAAAUUCGAAUGGUCACCGGCAUGUCAAGCAUCGUUCGAUCGUUUUCGAGAGAUUCUUCAGUCACCGUUACUGCUGACCCAUUACAAUCCCAUGUUGGGCAUCAUUGUUUCGGCGGACGCAUCUGCAUUUGGACUGGGAGCACGAAUCGCUCACCAGCUUCCGGACGGGACUAUUAAAGCCAUUUGUCACGUGUCCCGUAGUUUAACGACAGCCGAAACCAACUACAGUCAGAUCGAGAAGGAAGGAUUGGCUAUCGUAUUCGCUGUAACCCGUUUUCAUCGAAUGUUAUUCGGUCGAAAAUUCAUCCUCGAGACAGACCACAAACCGCUACUCGCUAUUUUUGGGUCGAAAAAGGGGAUUGCUACGUAUACGGCCAAUCGACUACAAAGAUGGGCAUUGACGUUGCUCCUCUACGAUUUCGACAUUCGCUACAUUUCAACGGAAAGCUUCGGGCAUGCGGAUGUUUUGUCCCGUUUGAUCAACCAACACAUUCGCCCGGACGAAGAGAUCGUUAUCGCCAAUUUCGAAAUGGAGAACUCGAUCAGAAGCAUUAUCAACGAGUCCCUAGAGGUAUUUCCGCUAUCGUUCAAGAUGAUUCAAGCGGGAACCAGAUCCGAUGACACACUACAGCAAGUUAUUCGGUUCGUCAAUAGUAAGUGGCCGCCUAAAAAGGAAGAUCUCUCCGACCCUCAAGUCGAACAGUUCUAUUUACGACGCGACUCGCUCAACGUCGUAGCCGAUUUCGUGAUGUAUGGAGAACGUUUGGUUAUUCCACCAAAGUUUCGGAAACGGGUGCUCCAACAGUUACAUAAAGGUCACCCAGGUGUGGAACGAAUGCGAUCGAUCGCCCGAAAGUACGUAUAUUGGCCUCAUGUCGACGAAGACAUCGCCUAG